AUGUCACUAACGUAAUCAUUAAAGUAUUUUCUUAAUUUAUUUUUAUAAUUAGGUCGUCGUUUCAAAAUUUUUAAAUGAAGAAUCAUCAUGUCGUAUCGUUCUAGUAGUAUUAAAUUUGAAUGUUCGUGAUUAAAGUUAAAACUAUGAUAUCGUGAUUACAUUGACAUCCUGAUAAACCGUAUUAAAAUGUCUCAUUUAAUUUAAUUUAUAAUAAUUAUUAUUUAAAAUGAAUUUGAUCCGUAAGAUCGUUGUACAAUCACAAGUUAACCGUUAUUAAAAAUACUUCUUGUGAAAUAUGUCUGCUGCAAUUCAUGUAUCACGUGUACGUACGCUUUAUAAACUAAUUUUCCGUGUGCAUCGAGCAUUGCCUCCUGAACUACGGAUACUAGGCGAUAAUUAUGCAAGAGAAGAGUUUAAGAGACAUAAAAAUUGUAACCCUCAAGAAGCUAAUAUAUUUCUGAAUGAAUGGACUGACUAUGCAAUCAAUUUAGCGAAGCAAAUGAAACCCCUACAUCAAGCCAAAAGGAAAACUGUGGGAAAAUAUCUAAACCCUAAACUAUUAGAUCAUAUGACUGAUGAGCAGUUGGUACAGUUGUAUGAGUUACAUAAAGCAACUUCUCUGCAAUCCGAUGAUUCAGACCAAAUAAAUGUAUCCAACAAAGAUAGUACUGACAGAUAGUGAAGUAUGAUUUAUUUUAUUAUUAUUAUCUAAUAUGUGCAAGCAAUUUGUAAUUUAAUUUUAAUUAAUAAAAUGUAGAUAAUUCUUAUUUAUAAAUUGUAUACAAUUUGACAUUAAGAAAAUAGUGAUUUUAAAGUUUCGACAUUAUCUUAAACAAAAGUUCUUGCAUUAAAACACUAGUUUUAAUUUGAUUAUAUGUUUCAAUGUUUAGCCAAAAAGUUUUGGUUAGUACCAAUGAAUAGAUUUGGUAAUUACGGUCUAUGCAUUUCAAUAUUUGAAUAAAUUAAAAACUUGUUUAUUAUGCAACGGUAAGAACCUCAGUUGUUGUAUUUUAUUUUAAUAAUGAAUAAUAUUAUGUGAUUGUUUGCUUUGCAAUACAAAAAAAAAGGUUAUAGCAAAAAUAAUCAUGAUGACGAAUUCAACAUUUGAACUAAACUUAUUAUUGUAAAAAGCUCUGCAAAUAAUUUGUAAGUCAUAAUUUUAAUGGAUAAUUUUAAUACUGCACAUAAUAUUGCAGUCUGUUUAAAUAUAUAUACUAUUGUGAAGGCAUAGUUAAAUUUAUUGCACGCAUAAAUUUAUAAAAAAUAUAAGCAAUAUUAUAUUUCAUUAUACAUUUCUUGCAUGGGGCAUAUUUAUCGAAUUAUAAUGUUAAUUUACCAUUUGAAAGCAACAGUUCAAUUGAUAUAAAAAUAAUAUAUUUUUUACAAUGUUU
Messenger RNA from Vanessa atalanta (red admiral), 1391 nucleotides. It is a transcript of the gene Sdhaf3, whose product is annotated as succinate dehydrogenase assembly factor 3, mitochondrial. The record is from RefSeq and is a predicted model, not a curated record. Gene Ontology annotation, biological process: mitochondrial respiratory chain complex II assembly; succinate metabolic process. NCBI's taxonomy places the organism in Eukaryota, Metazoa, Arthropoda, Insecta, Lepidoptera, Nymphalidae. Bases 296 to 679 code for a protein of 127 amino acids. Gene Ontology annotation, cellular component: mitochondrial intermembrane space; mitochondrion. The transcript is spliced from 3 exons.